This is a messenger RNA of Diatraea saccharalis (sugarcane borer), 1910 nucleotides long. Lineage: Eukaryota; Metazoa; Arthropoda; Insecta; Lepidoptera; Crambidae. The record is from the annotation of a GenBank genome assembly.
AUGGCAAGCUCGCCCAACUACAGUGCUGGCGUCAACGUAGACAAACUAUUUCCGUAUUCUGAAGUGCCUUACAUCGGACCAUAUAAACUGAUGAAAAUACCACAAGAUUCUUUAUUCAUUGACCUAGUAGACUAUUGGGGCGAAGGUAAAAUAAAAAGUGCGGAAGGUGUCAGCGGCUUUACAGACUGUUACAAUGUCAAUCAUUCUCACCAAUGUGUCAGCACCGGUCCAGAUCGGAACAAGAAAAUCCCUAAUCGCAUACCAGUUGAAAGUUACACAAUUUGCGACACCUCAAGCUAUAUAAAAGAGAAUUCUGUACGUACAGUCACUCUUAUGGGAGCCCCAAUCAACAGAAGCAGCGCCAAAGAUAUCGUCCGUAUGGUGAACAAGACUGAAGGCAAAAUUGUAAUAUUUGGAUUAAAAAGAGCCUCAUCUGAUAUCGGAAAUCUUGAGAAAGAACUCGAAAUUUUCAAUUUCAUAUACUGCCCUGAAUAUGUCUUACCACAUCAACUUAACUGUAUCACAUUAUACGACUCCGUUAAAAACCCUUCUAUGAUGAAGGAACGUCUCCGGCAAUAUAUUAUUUCUGGUGCUUACGACUCUGCUGUUGAUCAUAGCAAAACCUUAGCUUUGAGCAGCUACUCUGAUAUAAUUUCUGAAGUCACCAAUCAGUUGCUAGAGGAGAACAAUAAAAAUGUGCUGAAUCUGGCCUUUAAGCUUUGGAACGGCGAUGCUCAAAGCGUGCUAAUUAAGCACUUCCCUUGCGUAUUCCAAGCUAUAUUCAGUGAAGAUUUUAUAACGAUCACCAAUAAGAAGUAUUCAUUGGCUUUAAAAUUAGACGUGAACCUGGAUGGAAACAGCGACAGAAUGGCUUGGGGAGAUAAUAAUGAUAAAUCCAGUAAACGUGUCAUUUGGAAAUUGAUUCCCGAUUGGAAAAACAAUCGAGUGAUUUUCAAAUUGCUCAACCAUGAUUGCGGCAUGUUCUUGAAAUUGGCGUUAGGUAAAAGUAACGGAAAUGACAGAGAAGCUUGGGGUUCUUACUGGUGUCCGGACCUUCGCCAUAUGUGGUAUUUGGACCCUGUAGUUUUGAAAGGUGAGCUGUUGUUUUUCAUUAUUAAUGGUGAAUACGCAAUGGGAUUGAAGCUGGCGGAGAGCAAGGAUGACUACGGUGACCGGCAACUGUGGGGACACAGUACUGACAUACACGGAGACGCUGGCUGCUUCGGCUGGUAUAUCAAUUCAACAACUAAAUAAUUACGAAUAUUGCUGUAUUACACUUAAUGUAUAACAAAAUAUGACAAUUAUAUUAAUAAGUACAUUAAAAUGCUUGUUUUAUUAAAAGGUGUUUAUUAAAAUUUAACACUAUACAUUAUUUACAACAUAGGCCCCUUUAGCAAAACAAUAAUAAAGUGUUUAAACCAUGGUUACUCAACGGUUAGUAAGUAUCGUGUGUUUAUUAUAUUCUGCAAAUUGUAAGUUUAAGUUACAAUAAUAUGCAUAAUAGUUUAAAUAAAAAAUCAAUUUUUACGAUGAAAAAUCUUACUAAGAAAAUGUUUUAUUAAUUGCAGGUUAAAAUAUUCGUCAAUCAUCUCCUCCAAAAUAAGAUUAAAUAAUACUAUGAUAAUAAAAGAUACGAUUAAUAUUGUUUCGUAUUAAAAAGAAAAACUUUGAAUUACGAAUAAAUAUAAUAAAUAAAAUAUUAUACAUUUCAUCUACCUAGUCUAGCCAUAAAUUCUGUUACAUACAUUAAAAAAAACAUUAAUUUGAAUUUCGAACAUACUACGUGUAUACCAAGCGUAGUGAUGUACACAAACUUAACACUAGAAAUAAAAACAAGCUAGUAAUGCCUUUUUUCAGGUUACAGAAGUAAUGUAUUAGGUUCAUUCAUGGGUCAAGUUAUACAGUACUUU